This is a messenger RNA of Emys orbicularis (European pond turtle), 2214 nucleotides long. RefSeq names its product XK related 5 (gene XKR5). The record is from RefSeq and is a predicted model, not a curated record. NCBI's taxonomy places the organism in Eukaryota, Metazoa, Chordata, Testudines, Emydidae. Gene Ontology annotation, cellular component: plasma membrane. The transcript has 7 exons. Bases 1 to 2214 code for a protein of 737 amino acids. Gene Ontology annotation, biological process: apoptotic process involved in development; engulfment of apoptotic cell; phosphatidylserine exposure on apoptotic cell surface.
AUGCGCGCAGCCUUCGCGGGACUCUCGCUCCUGCUGCUGGCGGCGGAACAGAGCGCGCGGGUCUGCACCAUCGUCCAUUAUCUUCUCUCUGGCCGGUAUCUCUGGUGCUGGUUGACCAUUGCCUUGCUUCUACCUGACUAUAUAGUUCAGCUCCUCAGCUUCUCUUGGUUCCGGGCAGAUGGGCACAGAGGCUGCUGCUGUCUGGUGACAGUGCACGUGCUGCAGCUGGGGAUUUGGAAGCGGCAUUGGGACGCUCUGUGGACAGCUGCGAAGGCUGGAGGAAGCUCCAUUGCUGGAGAUCUCCUCAUACAGCUGGGGGACCUGUCAGUUCUGCGGCUCUUGGAAGCCCUGCUGCAGACCUUGCCCCACCUGUUGCUCCAGAGCUACGUUUUUGUAGCGGUGGAACCGACUGGCCUUGUCCCAGGUGUGAGUGCUGGACUUUCCCUGCUCUCCCUCUCCUGGUCUUUAGUCUCUUACAGCCGCUUUACAUGCCUAAUGAAACCAGGUCAUCUCUACAUGCCAGCAGCGGCCCUCCUGUGCCAGUUGUUGUGGAGGACAGGAAUGCUAGGAACGAGGGUCGUGGCCCUGGUGCUCUUUGCCAGAGUCUAUCCUGUCUGGGUUUUUGUCGCAGCAGGUGCUCACUGGCUGGUGAUGUCCUUCUGGCUGGUGUCUCAGCAAACUGACAUCAUAGCGAGUUCCUGUCACUGGAGACUGUUCAACUUCCUGGUGGGGGCCGUGUACAUCUUCUGCUACAUUAACUUCCAAGCUGGCCCCUCCAGGUACAGAGUGGCUGUGUUUUAUGCGAUAAUGCUGAUAGAGAACAUCUUCCUUUUGAUGCUGGCCACAGACCUCCUGCAGGGGGCGCGGCGGGAGAGCCUGUUUAUGACAGGGGCUGUGAUGGCUGGAUUCGUGAUUGGCUCUGCGGCUCUGGUCAUCUAUUACAGUCUGCUACAUCCCAAAUCCACAGAGAUCUGGCAGAGUUUCCUGAAGAAAUCUUGCAGCAUCACAGCUGCAAAGUAUAACGGGACAGAAGGAUCCACUUUCCGGUCCGUAAACGAAGCUGGGGAGAGCUUUGGAAUUUCAGGUCAGGGGGACAUUGUCUCUUCAAAUGCAGAAGUCUCGAAGGUGGUGCAUACCAGGCCUGCUUCUAGAGCACACAGUGAGACCUCACUUGGAGAACUUGAAGGUCAUACUUCUGUGAAAGACACCUGGGUAAACCAUCAUCACUGGCUGUUGGUAAAGCUAGCCUUGAAAACUGGGGAUAUGUCCAAGAUCAACGCAGCCUUUGGAGACGGUGGAAUUGGGGAGCUUUACCCUUCAGGAUGGGUGGCAAGCAAACACUGCAGUGCCGUGCUUGGGCCAAAGACCAAACUUGGCUUUUCUUCGGUGGGAAAAUGCCCUAGAACCCCUAAAGCCAGAGUGGUAGGACAGAGACUUCAGGCAGAAGAGAACAGCGCUGGAGAAAGCCUGAGCAAGAAGGAGACUACUUACGUCACUCUAGCAAGCAGCGAACACAACAUGUGCUCUGUUAGAACAAUGCCAACCCUGCAAGAGGAGCACAGGCCAACACCAAAGGCCCCUGACUGCACAGACUCGAUGAGCAGACGUGAAGCUCAGGUAGACAAAGCGGGAGGCUUGUCUGCUCCUCUCGCUUCAAACAGCAGUGCCAACGGCAGCACUGACUUGGAAGCUGUUGUGGAGCACCCAGAAGGGACAGCUCAGAUGCACGAGAGUCUAACUCUGUACUUCAGUGCCAAUGCAGAGGCCACUGCAUCUCUGAACGGAGGUGGGGGAGCAGCCAGCUGUGUGGCUGAUGGCCUUGUGGAGCUGGUGGAGGACAGCAGGCUCAAGCCUGUACCAGACAACAUCGUAGGUAAAGGAGAGGGCUUCCCCAUUACCAUGGCUAAUAUCAGUCCAAUCCUGGGUGUUGGCACUCCUGGCUUUCUGCAGAGCCGUCCGUCCCUCUGCUGCACCAGUCAGUGCAGUGCACUGAGUUCAUCCGAGGAGACCUCGGAGCUCAUGGAGCAGGCACAGUGCCACCACUGGGGAACCGCGUCCCUUGGGACUUGGGUUGCUGCUGUGAAGAGGAGACUACGGCCAGCUGAGGAACCGUGCUACACGUCCACUCCCAAGGCUGACCCCCCCAGCCAGGACUGCAGGUUGAGGGAGGCAAAGGAGAGGACGAAACUGACGGGAUUGAUGGAGCAAUUGUAA